AUGGUCAGGCUGGACCAAGAUAGACCAAGAUGGACCAAGAUGGACCAAGACGGACCAAGAUGGACCAAGAUGGACCAAGAUAGACCAAGAUCGACCAAGAUGGACCAAGACGGACCAAGACGGACCAAGAUGGACCAAGACGGACCAAGACGGACCAAGAUGGACCAAGACGGACCAAGAUGGACCAAGAUGGACCAAGACGGACCAAGAUGGACCAAGAUGGACCAAGAUGGACCAAGAUGGACCAAGUGGGAAGGGAAGACGGACAUCAGGACCAUAACAGUGUGCGGGGAAAUCACAUUUGUCAACCAGAAUAUAAUUUUCUCUCCACAUCUUAGACCCCACUUGAGGGCGAGGUUAUGA
This is a messenger RNA of Procambarus clarkii (red swamp crayfish), 363 nucleotides long. Lineage: Eukaryota; Metazoa; Arthropoda; Malacostraca; Decapoda; Cambaridae. The record is from RefSeq and is a predicted model, not a curated record.